This is a messenger RNA of Eptesicus fuscus (big brown bat), 7967 nucleotides long. RefSeq names its product carboxypeptidase D (gene CPD). The transcript has 21 exons. Lineage: Eukaryota; Metazoa; Chordata; Mammalia; Chiroptera; Vespertilionidae. Gene Ontology annotation, molecular function: metallocarboxypeptidase activity; zinc ion binding. Bases 2 to 4141 code for a protein of 1379 amino acids. The record is from RefSeq and is a predicted model, not a curated record. Gene Ontology annotation, biological process: proteolysis.
GAUGGCGAGCGGCUGGGGCGCGCGGGCGCUCGGACAGCCGGGGCGCCUCCCGCCGCCGCUGUGCCUGCUGCUGCUGCUGCUGCUGCUGCUGCUGCGGAGCCCGGCCCGGGCCGCGCACAUCAAGAAGGCGGAGGCGACGACCACGACGACGAGUGCGGGCGCCGAGGCGGGCGAGGGCCAGUUCGACCGCUACUACCACGAAGAGGAGCUGGGCUCGGCGCUGCGGGAAGCGGCGGCCGCGGGGCCCCCGGGCCUGACCCGCCUCUUCAGCAUCGGCAACUCGGUGGAGGGCCGGCCGCUGUGGGUGCUGCGCCUCACGGCCGGCCUGGGGCCGCCACUCCCUGACGGUGACGCGGGGCCCGACGCGGCGGGGCCGCUGCUGCCCGGCCGGCCGCAGGUGAAGCUGGUGGGCAACAUGCACGGCGACGAGACCGUGUCGCGCCAGGUGCUCGUCUACCUGGCCCGGGAGCUGGCGGCCGGCUACCGCCGCGGAGACCCGCGCCUCGUCCGCCUGCUGAACACCACGGACGUGUACGUGCUGCCCAGCCUCAACCCCGAUGGCUUCGAGCGCGCCCGCGAGGGCGACUGCGGCUUCGGCGACGGCGGACCUCCUGGGCCCGGCGGCCGCGACAAUAGCCGUGGCCGCGACCUCAACCGCAGCUUCCCGGACCAGUUCAGCUCGGGUGAGCCGCCGGCCCUGGACGACGUGCCGGAGGUGCGCGCCCUCAUCGACUGGAUCCGCAGGAACAAGUUCGUGCUUUCUGGAAAUCUGCAUGGUGGCUCAGUGGUAGCAAGCUAUCCUUUUGAUGAUUCUCCAGAACAUAAGGCCACUGGAAUCUAUAGCAAAACCUCAGAUGAUGAAGUAUUUAAAUACUUGGCAAAAGCCUAUGCUUCAAACCACCCCAUUAUGAAAACAGGGGCACCUCACUGCCCCGGAGAGGAAGAUGAGACUUUCACAGACGGGAUCACGAACGGUGCACACUGGUAUGAUGUAGAAGGUGGUAUGCAAGAUUAUAAUUACAUAUGGGCCAACUGUUUUGAGAUCACAUUGGAAUUGUCUUGUUGCAAGUACCCACCUGCUUCGCAGCUUCAACAAGAAUGGGAGAACAAUCGUGAGUCUUUGAUCACAUUGAUUGAAAAGGUCCACAUUGGAGUUACAGGAUUUGUUAAAGACUCAGUAACAGGAUCUGGCUUAGAAAAUGCAACCGUCUCAGUAGCUGGUAUUAAUCAUAAUAUCACAACAGGCAGAUUUGGUGAUUUCCACAGAUUACUUGUUCCUGGGACUUACAACAUUACAGCAGUUUUAACUGGGUAUAUGCCACUGACUAUUAAUAAUAUAAUAGUGAAAGAAGGACCAGCUACAAAGGUGAAUUUUUCCCUGGGGCCAACUGUGACCUCAGUAAUCCUUGACACAACGGAGGCUGUAGUAACUGCGAGCACAGUUGCUGUACUUAAUCUUUCGCCUGGAACACAAUCCUCACACCAGCCAAUUCAGCCAAAGGACUUCCGCCACCACCAUUUCCCUGAUAUGGAAAUCUUCUUGAGAAGGUUUGCUAAUGAAUAUCCUAACAUCACCCGGCUCUAUUCAUUGGGAAAAUCAGUAGAGUCAAGAGAACUUUAUGUAAUGGAGAUAUCUGAUAACCCCGGUGUCCAUGAACCAGGUGAACCAGAAUUUAAGUAUAUUGGAAACAUGCAUGGAAAUGAAGUGGUUGGACGAGAAUUGCUAUUGAACCUUAUCGAAUACCUUUGUAAGAACUUUGGAACAGACCCUGAAGUUACAGAUUUGGUUCGUAGCACUAGAAUUCAUCUGAUGCCAUCCAUGAAUCCUGAUGGGUAUGAAAAGGCUCAGGAAGGAGAUUCAAUAAGUGUAAUUGGCAGAAACAACAGCAACAACUUUGACUUGAACCGAAAUUUCCCGGACCAGUUUGUUCAGAUCACAGAUCCAACCCAACCAGAAACCAUUGCUGUAAUGAGCUGGAUGAAGGCCUAUCCAUUUGUACUGUCAGCAAACCUGCAUGGAGGUUCUUUGGUGGUUAACUACCCUUUUGAUGAUGAUGAACAAGGGUUUGCAACAUACAGUAAAUCACCUGAUGAUGCUGUGUUUCAGCAAAUAGCACUUUCUUAUUCCAAGGAAAAUUCCCAGAUGUUUCAAGGUAGACCUUGCAAGAAUAUAUACCCUAAUGAAUACUUUCCUCAUGGAAUAACAAAUGGAGCUAAUUGGUAUAAUGUCCCAGGUGGUAUGCAGGACUGGAACUAUUUACAAACAAAUUGCUUUGAAGUGACUAUUGAACUAGGUUGUGUGAAAUACCCAUUUGAGAAGGAUCUGCCAAAAUUUUGGGAACAGAAUCGAAGGUCUCUAAUCCAAUUUAUGAAACAGGUUCAUCAGGGUGUCAAAGGAUUUGUCCUAGAUGCCACGGAUGGCAGAGGUAUAUUAAAUGCCACCAUUAGUGUUGCUGAAAUCAAUCACCCAGUGACUACUUACAAAACUGGAGAUUACUGGCGUCUCUUGGUUCCAGGGACUUAUAAAAUCACAGCAUCUGCUCAAGGGUAUAAUCCAGUUACCAAGAACGUGACCGUGAAGAGCGAAGGUGCUGUCCAGGUCAACUUCACACUUGUUCGAUCUUCACCAGAUUCAAACAUUGAAUCAAAGAAAGGAAAGGGAGAUAGAACCAACACUGAUGAUGCCAGUGAUCCAACUACCAAAGAGUUUGAAACUUUAAUUAAAGACCUUUCAGCCGAGAAUGGUUUGGAAGGCCUCAUGUUACGCUCCUCCUCAAAUCUGGCUCUUUAUCGAUACCACUCAUACAAAGAUUUAUCAGAGUUUCUAAGAGGACUUGUGAUGAACUACCCACAUAUUACAAAUCUUACCAAUUUGGGACAGAGUGCUGAAUAUCGUCAAAUUUGGUCUCUUGAAAUAUCCAAUAAGCCUAAUGUAUCUGAGCCUGAAGAACCAAAGAUUCGUUUUGUUGCUGGUAUCCAUGGAAAUGCUCCAGUUGGAACUGAAUUGCUUUUGGCUCUGGCAGAAUUUCUCUGCCUAAACUACAAAAGGAACCCCGCUGUUACCCAAUUGGUUGACAGGACUAGAAUUGUGAUUGUCCCUUCUCUAAAUCCAGAUGGGCGAGAGAGAGCACAAGAGAAAGACUGUACUUCAAAGAUAGGACAAACAAAUGCUCGUGGCAAAGACCUGGAUACAGACUUUACAAAUAAUGCUUCCCAGCCUGAGACUAAAGCCAUCAUUGAAAAUUUGAUUCAAAAACAGGACUUCAGUCUUUCUGUAGCCUUAGAUGGCGGUUCAGUGCUGGUCACAUACCCAUAUGAUAAGCCAGUACAAACAGUGGAAAACAAAGAGACUCUGAAGCAUUUGGCAUCUCUUUAUGCAAAUAAUCAUCCAUCAAUGCACUUGGGUCAGCCCAGUUGCCCAAAUAAGUCAGAUGAGAAUAUUCCAGGAGGAAUAAUGCGUGGAGCAGAAUGGCACAGCCACCUGGGCAGCAUGAAGGAUUAUAGUGUCACCUAUGGCCACUGCCCGGAAAUCACAGUGUACACAAGCUGCUGCUACUUUCCUAGUGCAGCACAGCUCCCUUCCUUGUGGGCAGAAAAUAAAAAAUCUCUUCUUAGCAUGUUGGUGGAGGUUCACAAGGGAGUUCAUGGAUUUGUUAAAGAUAAGACUGGAAAACCAGUCUCUAAUGCAGUCAUUGUACUCAAUGAAGGAAUAAAGGUACACACAAAAGAGGGUGGCUACUUCCAUGUCCUCUUAGCGCCAGGUGUCCAUAACAUCAAUGCCAUCGCAGAUGGGUAUCAGCAACAACAUUCGCAGGUCUUUGUGCAUCAUGAUGCAGCUAGUUCUGUGGUCAUAGUCUUCGACACAGAUAACCGGAUAUUUGGUUUGCCAAGGGAGCUUGUGGUAACUGUAUCAGGUGCCACCAUGUCGGCAUUGGUCCUAACAGCUUGCAUUAUUUGGUGCAUCUGCUCAAUCAAAUCUAACAGACACAAGGAUGGCUUCCAUCGGCUCAGGCAGCAUCACGAUGAGUAUGAAGAUGAAAUUCGCUUGAUGUCAACCGGCUCCAAGAAGUCCCUCUUAAGCCAUGAGUUCCAGGAUGAAACGGACACUGAAGAGGAAACAUUAUAUUCUAGUAAACAUUGAAACACACACCUUGCAUAUCUCCCAGACUAAGAACCAAGCAAAAUCACAGUUCCUUUUGGGAGACACUGCAUUGAGAAGAGAGACUAUCUUGCUUCUUCAAAGAGCUUUGGGAAGUUAACUUGCUAAAUUUGUAUUCUCUGUGAAUUUGGCUGGCAGUUUUGAACUUCCUUAAAGUACUCUUACCUUUUCUUUAAAAAAAAAUCUGCUUUCUAUUUAUGCAGCAGACAUGGGACAGCCACUUUAUUUUUCUUUUUAAUUUAAGAUGAGCUGUUUGGAGCUUAUGUUAUAACUGCAUAAAGCCAACUAGUGGAUGUUGUAUUUUGCACAUCAGGUGUUUCCUAGUGGCUUUAGCUUUUUUUCUUUAUUUUUUAAAUGGCCAAAAGAAUCCAGAAAUAUUAAGGCAGGGACAGCAGUCAGAAUCUGACAUAAAGCUUUAAAACUCAAGGUUUUCUCAACCUACUGAGGAGUACUUUUCUCUAGUUAUUAAAUAGCUGGAGUUACUCUUAUUCAGGUUUAGUGGAGGCUGAGUUGAUUUUUAAACAUGUAACAUUAGUAAAGGAAUAAAUGGACUUCUGCAUUUGCUUUCUACCUGUUCCAAGACUAGAUCAGAAUUAGUGGCCUGUGCUCUUGGCAGGAUUUCACUACCUCUCAUGUAAGGUUUAGCAAAGUUUCAAAGAUACCCAUUUUAAGGGAGAACUUGCUGACUUUGUUAUAAAAGAUCUAAAUGUCCGUUUGAAUGAGCUAAGAGGGAGAUCUAUCAAAAGCUAAAACUCAUGUUGCCUAUCUUUUAACUUGGUAAAAACCCAUAGGUGCUGCUGCUUUUAUCUGUGAAAUACUAGUUGUUCUAGGAAUGCCUAAUUUGUUAAGAUUCCCUAAAUUUGAACCUUUUUCUAUGUUGUACAUUUACGGUUUUCAGAUUACCCAGCAAUCUACAAGAUCUGAAUUCUACUGAAAAUGGAAGUGUGGAAGAAACCUACUUGGCACAUUCUUAACCUACAUUUGAAUACAAAAUAUCUACACUUGCUCCAGCCCAAACCUACGCCCUGUAAUACCGUUAUUGAAAUAGUUUGGCCAGUCUAAUUCAUAUAGACCUCUGCAAGUGAUUGGGUUCUUUGUCCUAAUGCUUCAUUUGACAGUCUUUUUUUAUUAACCAAUUUUGUUAAAAGUUCAUUUGAAAGCAUUUAAAUAUGGCUCUCUCCAUUAAAAAAAACAAAAGCUAUGAACUGCUGUGUGAUGUAACACUGUGGUGGAAAAGUAUCAUCUUCACUGCAGUUGGGUUGUUGCAAAGACCUGAAAGAUUUGCAUUUUAUUGUGUCUGUAAUAUCAUGCUAUUCAGUAGAAAUAAUGCUUUUUUUAAGUGUGCAUCUUACCAAUGAUCUAAUGGUUUGAAUGUUUUAAUGGCCAUGUUGCUGCUGAAUUUGUACCAAAUCAGGGGAUCAAAAAACUUGCUCUCAUCUUUUUAAAUUGUCUUCUGUAUCCAUUAACGUAUCAGUCAUCUCAAAGCCUUCAUGUGGAGUGGUUUAUCAUCCCCUAAGUUAUUCAACAACGUUUUGUGAGGAAUGCACCCAAAAUGGUUUUAUAAAAAAAACAAAAAUUUGGUUCAGUAGGAAUAAUGAAGUCAUGACAGUUAUUGAGUAUCUGUGAUAAAUUUGGGUUGUUCCAGGUUAAGCCAUUAUGGUAUUAAUUGUAUUAUUAACAACUCUAAAUUGUGAGCCCUUGCCACAUACGUAGAACAGUGUUUGUGGGAUGUUAAUAUUUAAUGAAAUGUAUAUGAUUUAAUUUCUUCUCAUAAUAACUUUACAUUCUCCUUAGGAUGAUGUGGUGGUAUUGCUCUUUUCAGCUUGAUUUUUAAGAAUUUUUAAAGCUCAGAAUGCCAGCAAAGGGCCUAUUAGUGGCCGGCUCUGCUUGAGACAUUUCAGGAAGAAAUUAAAGUCGUUGUGAUAGCCUUUACUUAAUUAGGUCUUCAUUCAAGGAUACCUUUUAAAUUCAUUUCUCUCCUGAAUUAAACAUGUCUAACUGUACAUUACAGUGGCUGGAGUCCAUGCCUUUUAAACGUGUAAAUUUUUUUUAGAAAUUAACAUACAAGUAUUUAUUUUCAUAUUUUUUCCUGAAAAGAAAGCCAAAUUGUGCUAUGAAUCUUUAAUCUUGAAUGAACUUCUAAAUAAUGCAUUGUUCUGGAAAGCAAGGCCUCUCAGCCUCUAUGACCUAUUAACAUGAAUGUACAGGAUCAUGACUACUAAGACUGUUCUCUGCCCUGUUUUGUCUUUUAUUUGUGGAUCUGAUCUUAGACCACAUUAAUUGCAUAAGGCAUUGAAGCCAUAUGGGAUAGGGAAUGCACUUUUCAGUGUUUCUCCUAGACUUCCUGUUUCCGUGGAGUCAUGGAGGCAAGUAAGUAUUAUGAUAUUUGGCCGAGUCUGAGUUGUGCCUUUCCUUACUCACAAGGCUUUUCCCCCCCUGAUGAUCAGUUUGUAAACCUUCUUCCCUCCCAACUCCUUAAUAAAAACAAAGUGAUUGAGUAGGUAAUGUUCAAAGUGUCUGCCUGUAUAAAUGUAUUGAUUAUGCAGUUCAUUAAGAUGAACUUAAGUUAAUUUCAGGAGGAAAGACCUUUGGUUUUGAUGUAUUUUGGUGAACGUUUGGAUAGUGAUUGGGAUCCCAUCCAGUUGAGGAAUGCUUGCAGUUCUCAACAGAGGGAAUUUGCUUUGCGACUUUGUCAUCCUCCAGAAAGGAAACCUAGUGUAUAGUUGGCCCAGUGUGAUUGACUGGUUUACCUUUGGUAACUCACCUGAAUGGGAUUUGCAGAAUUAAUGACUAUUGACCUUAAAACUAAUUAUGAGUUGACAAAUAAAUAAAAGGUAGUGCUUAUGCCUGAGCUUAUUUUGUUUCUAAGCUAACACCAGGUUACUCAGUAACUGUGACCUAUUCUUCCAUUUUCAUGUAUUCUUAGCAGUAGUAUUCUUAUUGUCAGAAAUUCACUUGUACCAGGUUUUGGCCCUGCUAUAUUAAAAGCUUCUUGGCUGUGAAUGCUAUACCUAGUGCCCUAUGUUAUGGUUCUCUGGUGGAAUUGUUUUUAACAGAAGCAACUUUAUUAUUAUUAUAAAAAUGUUCUAUUGUGUUUGAUGUUCAAUGAUUUUCUAUCUAGCAACUUUUUGAUAACUCUCUGGGUUUCUGAUUUGUUUCAAUUAAAGCAGAUUCUUGGGGGCAGUGGUGAUUAGGUUCCUUGACUAAUGUCAACUGAACUUAGAUUUAUAAUUUAUGAAGAAAUAGCCCCCAACGCCCAUUUCUUCUGUGAUUUAGCAAUAAUUAAGACUCCACUUGAUUUUCAGAAUAUCAUCCUAGUUUGAUUUUGAUUUGACAGAAUAUAUUAUGACAUUUGAAAGUAGGCUACCAUUUUGAGGCCAUUGGACAUAAAUUAUGUAAUAAGUAUGAUUAUUUUUAUAAAUGGCAUAACGUGAAUAUACUAACUGCAUUCUAUGCUGGCCAUGCUGCAAAUUUUAUGGAGGUAUGACAUGGUAUUUUUUUAUGUUUAGAUUAAAAAUCAGUUUUUCACCUCUCCAUUUUUUUCAGUGACAUUCCCCAGCUCCAGAAAAAUCUAUAGCUAUUGAUAUGAGGUGCCUAACACUCAUCCAUCUCAAGUGCUUCAGUCUUUGUUUAUUUCAUGCACUGUGCCUUCAAAACAAAAAUUUUAAAAGGGACUUUAAACAAAGAUGAAUCGUAGUUUUAAAAAGUCAAUUUGUGUAAUUUAUGUGAAAUCUAACUGUAAUGAGGUCCUUUCUGUUUUUUAUAUGUAAACAGAUCUAAUCCUGUAUAAAAGUUAUUUUAUGAUGUU